UGCAGGCAGGGCCGGCUCCAGGCACCAGCUUCCCAAGCAGGUGUUGGGGUGGCAGUCUGCAAGGGGCAGCACUCCCUGUGUUUUUGCCCCCAAGCAGCGUGUGAAUUGCCACCGCGGAGGGCGGGAGCAGUCCGUGUGCUGUUAGGGCAGCUCGCGCGUUUCCGUGGCGGUUUGGCAGCAACUUCUAUGUCCAGCUGUUUGCGGCGGCACAGCUUCUAUCUUCAGCUGCCAUGGAAAUGUGUGAGCCGCCCUAAGGGCACAUGGACUGCCCCGCCUCUCGCAGCGGCAAUUCGGUGCACUGCUUGAGGCGGCAAAAACAGUAGAGCAGGCCCUGGGUGCAGGCCAAAUUAUUUCCAGCCAGCCUAAGGGAAGGUUCUCCUCUCUAUUCUGACUAAUCACCACAUUCUGUAGCCUUUUAUGUCCCCCUUGGUUGACUAAAUUUGUUUGUUUGGGAAAGAGGCAGCCUACCUCCAGUGGUGUGGGUGCCUCUGCUCCAUAAAUUGGUUGAAAGAGCUAAGUGUGCCUGUCAUGCAGUCGCUCAGACUGCACCAGAUUUAGGGCAAAGUAUUCUCUUUUGAAAUAGGUGGCACGGGCCAGCACAUGGUUUCUUGUAGCUGUACCACUGAUUGCUAGUCCAAAGGGGAUAUGUGAUGGAAUACUAUUUUGCUGUCACCAGUGGAGGAAGGUGACUGUCAUUUUGCAAUUUAAGAAACCAAACAGUUUUACCUAGUGAUAGUACUGCCAGUGGAAGUUCCACAGUCAGGUGGCCUGAAUCAAUGUGUGUCUAGCCAAACUCCAUCUUGCUUUCAGAAGUAUCUUAGAUUUGCUAUAAACUGACACAUGGCACCCAGAGCCUAUCCAAAGCCCAGAGAUACUCCCAUUGAUUUCAGUGGGCUUUGGGGUCAGGCCCUAGCAUUAGAGCCUGCCAUUUAGAAUCUAUUUGCUCAGAACCCACAGUCUCAGCCAAUAUUGUAUAUACUUAUGAUUGAACACCCUGCCUUGGUAAUGCACUUACAAAUGAGAAGGUAAAGCCAAGACAUUUUAAUUCAAGUCCCAGGGUGAAAUUCCAUCCCCAUAUGAGUUGAUGGUAAUUUUACGAUUGACUUCAGUGGGGCCUGCAUUUCACCUGGGGAAUCUACACCAGGAAUAUACACAGUCCUUUAAGAUCAUAGGUACAAUUGAGGAAGUUGCAUAACAAUCUGUCAGCUACCCAAUAGCAGUCACACAUGAGAUACUUUGGGUUCAGGUUGGUAAAACAUUCUUCUGGGGGAAGAUAUUGGCUGUUUCACAAUGCAGUAAAUGCCAAUAUCAAAAAAACCCAUCAGCCUCAACAAGGGAAUGUUUACUAGUCCUUGUCUCUAAGAGAAGGUACCAGCAAAGAAAUUUUGGUCAAAGAAAUGCAAUGCUGUAGCUAAAUAAGCUAAGGUUCAUUGUUACUUCUGCGGUAUUGGGGAUGGAACGGGCAAUAGCAAUACUAAGAGCUAAUAUUCACAGUCCUUGCUGUACUGUUACAAUGAAUGAGAAAACAGCCUGAUGCCAUCAUGAGUGAUAUCUAAUGGCACAGUCUGAUUUUUAAUUAGUUACACUUCUAACCCGUGAGCUUGUCAUGAGAAUAUAGCUGGUGUUUUGAAAGUUUAGAAUUGCAAAAACGGGGGGAGGAAAAACCCCUUUCCUCUGUUGCACUGUGAGGUAUAAAGCAUAGAAUGUGCUGCAGCUAUGUAUAGUCAGAAACGGUUUUCAGAAAAAACAACAACCGAGACACUGUUUCACUAUUACUUUACCACAAAGAGUUUUUAUCAUUCUUCUUUUAAAAAAAAAAAAUCUGCAGUCACCAUAUACUGGAAUGAGUUUCAUGGGUUUUACAGUAACAGCAAGGCAAUUGUUGAAUUCAUAUUGGCUGUGCCAAAAGAUUCCUAUGAGGCUUGGGCCCUGUUGUGCUAGGUGCUGUACAUACAAAGAGAAGACAGAGUCUCAAGCUCAUUUAAAACUAGCUGUAUAGCAUCUGUGUGUAAUGAACAACUAGUAGGAGGGAAGGGAGCAUGCAGCCUAACAGUUUAGGACCACAUGGCUGUGUGCACAGCAUGGUGAGCCUGAGUCAGUUCAAGUUAAAGUUUUAUAAAUAAAAUAUCCACACUGGCCAUAAAAUGCAGGCUAGAGUUGAGACCUUAUUGUGUGACAAUGACAUAGCAGGUUUCCUUCUUGACUGUUUCUCACACACACACACUCUCUUUCUCUCUGCAGCAGGCAGGGCCCAGGCUCCCAUGGGAGCCAGCUGCAGCAACUGCAAUACUCCAGAGAUUCACUCCAUCUGAAUUGUUGGGAUCCCCACAGCUGCCAACCAUCCCUGCAGAUAUCUCCCCUAGGCUAAGUCCCUGCCAGUGAAGUUUCAAGCACAGUGUUUGGGUUAUGGCAGUGUUCGGAGUGAGAUGAAAGAACGCCACAUUGAUAGUGGGAAGGCAGCUCCUAUCAUAGCUCUGGAGAGAGUAGUGUGUCUACAUAAAUGUGUGAGUUCAGGAAUCCUUCAGUAAAGAGCUCUGGUUUAGCUGUGAUGGCCUAGUGAAUUGUCUUUUUUGUUAACUAUCUUAUUGUAGUCCUGCUGAGCAGCUCCUCUACACCACUGACACACCUGGAUAAGGGCUUGCAGGAUGUGAGUCAUUAGGAACUGAAACAAAAUGGGGAAUUUGGGAGAUAGGUGUUCAAAUCAUUCUUUACUUUCUUCCUCUCAUGUCAGGCGGAUAAAACACACUACCUGGUAAACAUCCACUUUGAGAAUUUAGAUGAACUUACUUUUCUCGCUAGCUAAGUGCUGUUGGGUUCUCCCCUUGUGACAAAUGGCUAAACUUUGCAUGGGUGACUCAUUCAAACCUUUAGUUUCCGCCUCUUCUUUUGCAAAACAAAUGAACGUCUAAGGACUUGUAGUUCAAUGAUAUUAGCCAACCAACUGAGGAAGUAAAAUAAUCAUAUGAAAGGGGCGUAGCCUGCUUGGGGCACUUGUUUGUGUUCAGUUGACAUCAGAGUUAUAACAAGCCUCUAAACACAGGGCUGACUUCCUUGUGAGGACAGCAUUGCUCAGACUCCAGCCUGGUGCGUUAGCCGUGGGACAAGGCAGCUGGUGACUCAAAGCAUAGUAUCGGACAAGUUACAGAGCUCUCUCUGAUGCCAGCUAAAAGCAGCCAAACGAACAAAAGCAUUAAGUAAAAGGAACAGAGAAGCCUGCUGAGACUGGCCCUGGCAGGUUCACAUCCUGCAGACUGGUAACAGCCCAGGCCUAGAGGAAGUAUCUGCUGCACAGAUGGAAGCGCACCUGGGCAAGAUGGAGUUUUUCUGCAAGCUGGGGUAUGGCAAGCAGGACAUCUGCAAAGUGCUGGAAAAUCUGGGCCAAAGGGCCCUGGAGGAUGAUGUGCUGAAAGAGUUGAUUCGGGUAGGUAGCAGGCCUGUGGCUCAGGAGAGGCAGGCCCAGCAUCCUCUCCCAAAACUUGUCCCCCGUGGGUCAUGUAGCCGUGCGGCAGUGCCCAAGCAGCCAGAAGAGGAGGCAAGCGAUUCUUCCAGUCACUUGAGACCUAUCGUGAUCGAUGGCAGCAACAUUGCUAUGAGCCAUGGGAACAAAGAAGUGUUCUCAUGCCGGGGGAUUCAGCUGGCAGUGGAUUGGUUCAGGGAGAGAGGCCACAAAGACAUCAAGGUCUUUGUCCCAUCAUGGAGAAAGGAACCACCACGAUUUGAUAGCCCCAUUACAGAUCAGCACAUUCUUGAUGAGCUUGCAAAACAAACCAUUCUCGUGUACACUCCAUCCCGCAAGGUGAAAGGCAGGCGCGUGGUCUGCUAUGACGAUCGCUAUAUAAUUAAAGUGGCCCAUGAGAAAGAUGGGGUGAUUGUUUCCAAUGACAACUACCGGGACCUCCAGAGUGAAAAUCCUGAGUGGAAGUGGUUCAUCGAGCAACGGCUACUCAUGUACUCCUUUGUCAGUGACAAGUUUAUGCCUCCUGAUGACCCACUAGGCCGUCAUGGACCUACUCUUUACAAUUUCCUCAGCAAAAAGCCAGUGCUUCCUUUUACCAGAUGGCAGCCCUGUCCUUAUGGCAAAAAAUGCACAUAUGGCAGCAAGUGCAAAUUUUUCCACCCCGAACGACAGUAUCAAGCUCAGCUGUCAGUGGCUGAUGAGCUCCGAGCCAAAACAAAGGCCUCGUCUCGAAGCUUGGGGACAGAGGAAGAAAGGUUUAAGGCUGCCCCAGCUACAACCCAAGGAGGGACUGCAUCCCACGGCGUUUGCAUAGAAAGGCUGCAGGAAUCCAGUGGUGCUAUAGGCAGCGGCAGCAGCUCCACUCAGAGCUUUGCAAGGGAUUGGUUCCAUUCCACACAACAGGAAAGCAGCUACACCAAGCAUUCAGCUAGAGCCUGGGGAGACAGGCCCCUGUGUAAGCUGGAACCCGAACAAAAUGUAUUACAGAAAGAUCUACAGAGAGAGCAAAGGCUCAUGGAAAAGCAGCUGUCUGCAUUGUCCCUCAGGGACAAGCUAUAUAGCGCAAACAGGCUGGCAGACACAUCUGAGAGAGAGGAUGCAACUGACAGUACCCAUCAAUGCUGUAAUCUUAGCCACAAUCACUGUCACAAUCUAUAUGCAACUCAUCACAACCAUAGUUCGGACUGCAUGUGCUUACAACAGUGCAAGCUGCCUUCUCCUCUUCACAGGCACCCAGCUCACUUUAAGCCUGAGCACCGCGGCAAUGUGCAAAUGUCAGCAGUGCAGAGUCAGAGAAUCCAAUACACUGUGGACAGAUCUCUGUCCACACAAGGCCUGCAGGCCCAACAGCAAGUCACACACACUGUCAGGUCUCUUCUGAAUGGCCCAUUUCCCUACAGCAAACGCGAAGAUGGACAAUACCAAAGGCAUUUGCAGAAUCAGCCUCCCAUUCAGUCAUUUUUGUUCGACUCCCACAAGGGGCCCGGCUCCUUCAGCUAUUUACCCACUUCUCACAGCGAGUAUCUCCCGAAUCACGCUCCAGAGCCACUUGCUGGAGAGCAAGCACACAUCCGCAGUGUGCUCUGCUCUGUCUUCCCAUACGAUGAAGUGGAUCGAGUUAUGUUCUUGUACCCUGAUAUCAAGGAUAUGGCUAGUUUAAUUUUACUAAUUCAAAGACACAGGCUCUUAUGAAGUGGAGGAGACUCUCCUCACAUCAGUGCCCCCAAAGAAAAACCAAAACCAAAACCCAAGAGUCUUUGCCAGCUGGGGCCAGGUGUCCAAGGUUGUUUCCAGCUCUGCCAGUGACUCGCUAUGUAGCCUUGUUUAAGUCAGUUAGACUCGAAUGGUGGCAGGCAGCCACUGGCCCCAGCAGGCAAUGGUAUGGAGCUGCACCCCUCAUGGAGGGAUCCUGGGGAGGGACUGUGCUUCAGAGAGCGAUUUCUUCUUUGAGGCACAAUCCUCACUGCGUUCCCUAGUGGACAGUAACACUGUGCCAUUCUUAGGGUCCCCCUGGUGUGGAUGGCCCACUCUACUUCCUGUUGGGGGGCUGUUGCCCCUUCUCCCUCCCCAUCUCCUGUGAGAAGCCAGCCAGCCCUGCAAGUGGAGUAGGUCCUGGUGCUGCAUACAGGUGCUGCAAUUGUGACUGACCUAUGUGCAGAUCACACAAGGAACGUGUACUCUUUGAAAACCUUCCACCCAUCCAAAGAAGGGUCAGUCACAAUUGGGUCCGUUAAUCUGCCUGUUCUUUACUUGCUAACAACAGUGCCCCACCUUACAGAGCAGUUGCGGCAAGGCUUAGUGUAUGCUUUACAAGCACUUUAAGAAUCUUUAAUCAAAGGUGCUAUUGCAGUUGGUUUCAACCUGUGGUCCACGGACCCCUGCGUUUCUGCAGACUAUGUCUUAAGAUUUCCAAAGGGGCCUGCACGUGCCUUUGAAAUACUCAUGGGCCUUCAAAUGAAAAAGACUGAAAACCACUGUGCUGUGGCAUUGCAAGUAACAUGAUAUGAGCAACAAAUCUGUGGAUUUUUCCUGUACAAAGCUUCAUAAAAUGUCCUAACCCUGACAGCCCAGCUGCAUCAGCAGAGCAAUCAUUUGCCCCCUGCUCAUGAGAAAACUGACACAAUCUUCCUUUGAAGAGAUUUGCAUUUUUAAAGGAUUCCCCUCGGAACUCAGAUUUUCUUUAAUAAAUAAAUGAUGCCAACCCAUAGAAAGCCACAGAGCAUAUCUCCCACUAGUAUGGGCUCCCUCCCAUGAGGACCAAACUUCUCUCAAUCUCACACAGAGCUGCUCUCAUGGUCUUUCAGUUACUCUGUUGAUAUGACAAAGGCUGAAUGGAAAGACUGAGGUUCUGUUCCCAUCACAGAAAAGCAUGCAGGCUUCCUGCAGUGUCCUCAUUUCUGUGUGCUUACUUCAACUAUUUGGCAAAUUCAGAACUUCAGCAGAGGAUAAAUCCUGCAGUUUUUACUCACAGACGAUCUUAUCCAUUAAAACUAAUGAGAGUUCAGCCCAAUUAAGGAAUAUAUUACUACAAGAUUUGAGCCCUUCCCAAAACAGGGUGGUCUCAGGAUGCAAUAGCCUAUCUUGUGCUCUCUGGAAAAGGAGACAGUUUCACCAUGCCAAAAAUGAGUUGGGCACCCAAAGACAAACACACCAAAUCACUAGUCAUGUUUUAAAAUCUUGGCCUAAAAAGUGUAGUUACUUCAGAAGGCUCAUACACUCUCUGUGGGCUUUGUACAAACUUCCCAUUGUAGGAGCUCUGUCUUAGAUCUAGUACAUUGCUUCACAGGCAGCAGCCACACACCAUCAUUACAUUUUUAAUGUGGCCUUUUUUCCUUAUUAGUCUGACAUCCCAGCUAUAAGAUAACGUUGGCUUUUUGUCAUUGCAUGUCUGCUUUUAUAAUUACAGCCAUUAUGUCCAAUCCUGUCCUCACUGAAUGGUUAACAACUUCCAUCAGCUUCUAGCCGUUAAUCUGCCUGGUCUUUACUUGCUAACA
This is a messenger RNA of Gopherus flavomarginatus (Mexican gopher tortoise), 6951 nucleotides long. It is a transcript of the gene ZC3H12D, whose product is annotated as zinc finger CCCH-type containing 12D. The transcript is spliced from 6 exons. Gene Ontology annotation, biological process: 3'-UTR-mediated mRNA destabilization; nuclear-transcribed mRNA catabolic process, RNase MRP-dependent. The record is from RefSeq and is a predicted model, not a curated record. The coding region runs from base 3293 to 5149 and encodes 618 amino acids. Gene Ontology annotation, molecular function: RNA endonuclease activity; metal ion binding; mRNA binding. NCBI's taxonomy places the organism in Eukaryota, Metazoa, Chordata, Testudines, Testudinidae. Gene Ontology annotation, cellular component: nucleus; cytoplasmic ribonucleoprotein granule.